UCGAGCCAGGACAGUGUAGUUCUGAACGCAGUGCUAGCAGCAUCUGAAAAAAGUGUCAAAAACAGUGUUCAUCCCCAAUCGGUGUUUUAAAAACUCUGUGAUAGUGAUAAGUUUAAGAUGGAGGAUCCCAAAACGGACAUCAAACAUAAGAUAUCCUUUAGUGUAGAGUCUUUGUUAUCGAAUAAGGCCCCUAUUCACGACAGCCACCAUUUAGAAGACAAAUACGAGGAUGAUAUAGACGAUAGCAGGCUGGAAACUUCUAGUGAUAGAUUAGAUGAAGACGACGAUGAGAAUAUUACUGUAGAUGACGACGAUACCGAUGGGAGGGAAAGUUUGAGCCCUAACUCGUCGCAUACAGUGCUUAUUCCACAACCUUUGCACCCUUCAUUACCUAGAAUGUUACCCAACCAUCCCCAGUGGCCCUUUCAGUGGAUAGGACCCAACGGAUUCAGGUCAAACUCUCCACAAGCUAACCUCCAAAACCUCUCCACCAAUGGCGGACCCCCAAUCGUGCGAUGCGCCCUCAGGAAACACAAACCCAACAGAAAACCCCGAACGCCGUUCACCACGCAGCAACUGUUAGCCUUAGAAAAGAAAUUUAGAGAUAAGCAGUACCUUAGUAUAGCGGAAAGAGCCGAGUUUUCGAGUUCAUUGAGGCUCACAGAAACACAAGUAAAAAUUUGGUUCCAAAAUCGGAGAGCAAAAGCGAAACGACUCCAAGAAGCAGAGCUGGAAAAACUCAGGCUCUCCGCUCGACCUCUCCUGCCCCCCAGUUUCGGUCUUUUCCAUGGAGGAGGCCCCCUAGUAUCACCCUUCUUGGCAGCUAUGGCGCAUCGACCACCUAGUUUCGCCUUUUCGGCUCCCAUGUUGAACAUACCCCAGUGACCAAAGAGUAGUAGUUAAGGUUCUGUAGGCGUAGAGCAAGAUUCUUUGCAAACAUACGUAAUUUUACUUUAAAAAAUCACAUGUAAUCAGUUCUGGUCAUUUUGGUGGCUUUAUUACAAUCUUUCAAAAGUUGAUCUAUUUUGUUAGCCUUCCGAUUACGAUGAAAGUAGGUUCCAUGGCAUCUCGUAACGCGACAAUUCGUAACGUCAACUGACAUUUUUUUGCAAAUUUAGUAUUACUGAAUGUAUACAAAAUCGCAUUUUGCAUACAUUCUUAUACUAAAAGUACCUACUCGUUCUUUUAUCAAGACCACUUUAAAUAUAUAUAUUUCACAUAUUUGUGUAUUAUGUUCUUGUUAAUAUGACAACUAAAGAUUUUUUUAUCUUGAAUUAUCACUUUAAAGUACAUAGAAAAGUAAAACUAAAUGUGAAAAAUAUCGAAAUAAAUAAAAACACUUUAAUAAUAAUGUAUUUACUAUAUGUAUAAUGUUUAAUACAAUUUAUAUUACUAUAUUAUAUUUAUGUUAAGACAAUUUUAAAAAUAUGUUUCUCUACGAAAUAUGAAAUAUGUUAAACAUGUUUAUGUUUAUUUGAUGCUGGUUCGUUAAAUUGAUAAACAAUUAAUUUCAAUUACAUAUAACUGUAAAAAAAGUUAGUUUCCACGUUAACAAAAAUAAAUAGAAAAAUUCAAUUCUGACCUUACGAAUUGUACCGUUACGGAUUUGCUAGUUACGAAUUUUGCCGUUACGAAUUGGUGGCGUUACAGAGUGACCGUCACGAUGAAAGUAGUAUGUUUGUUAAGAAUAGAUCCUCUUGGAAUUUUUCCUGUAAAUUAUGUGCAAAAAGACAAAAUGAUUCUAGUUUUCGUUUAAUUAUAUUACUCUACUUAUCGUAAAACAGUGAUAUUUUGCCUGGCGCGUUAUAUUUUGUCUUUCUGUUUAGUGCAAUGCUCUAUACGCGCCAUAAGGGCAGUUUCCAAUGUUUCCAUGGUUUUUGUAUCUACUUGUAUAAGACUGAUUAGGAGGUUUUUCUUUAAUGUAUAUUUGUAAUUAUGGUUUACUUGUACAAAUGUUUAUUUAAUUUUGUUGUAUAUUGUUGUACAUAGUGAAGAUAUGAUAUUAAAUGUUUGUUUUUAUAGA
Diabrotica virgifera virgifera (western corn rootworm) is the source of this 2023-nucleotide messenger RNA. RefSeq names its product homeobox protein MSX-2-like (gene Msh). The record is from RefSeq and is a predicted model, not a curated record. Gene Ontology annotation, cellular component: nucleus. NCBI's taxonomy places the organism in Eukaryota, Metazoa, Arthropoda, Insecta, Coleoptera, Chrysomelidae. Bases 118 to 885 code for a protein of 255 amino acids. Gene Ontology annotation, molecular function: RNA polymerase II transcription regulatory region sequence-specific DNA binding; DNA-binding transcription factor activity, RNA polymerase II-specific. The transcript is spliced from 3 exons. Gene Ontology annotation, biological process: regulation of transcription by RNA polymerase II; embryonic morphogenesis.